Molecule: messenger RNA, 2411 nt
Organism: Neodiprion virginianus
Lineage: Eukaryota; Metazoa; Arthropoda; Insecta; Hymenoptera; Diprionidae
Product: loricrin-like
Exons: 8
Coding region: 555-2177 (540 amino acids)
Source: RefSeq, a predicted model, not a curated record
UCCGUAACAUUACCGUUGCACCGUCGCACUGGCUUUUACUAUAAAUCGACCGCUGGACCUGCGAACAGCGAGCAAAAUGUAAACAGCGUGUUUGUAACGUGCGAUCGGUCGUGAGUUUAUGAACGUCGAAUCCUCAAACAAUAUUUCUCAACUGCUAAUAAAUCUUCAUUCGGGAUAACGUGGUGUGAAAUUUCUUACAAUUGGUGCUGAUUUUUUGGAUACUAAAUACCGUGAUGAGACAAAGGAACUACCAGUAACGCCAUUGAUCAUGGGAUAUUUUCGGGUGUGUACGAUGAGUAUUUGAUUGAUAGACCCUUUGACCUCGCGGAAGAUAAGAAGCAUGAAAGAAAUUUGGACUUUUGAAUGAAUUCGUCCCUGAAGGGCAACCUGCGACAGUUCUCCCUCCCACAUACUAGUUCAACGGCUAUAUAAGAGGUGAAACUCCGAGCGAAGAGAGUCACUUUUGAAUCAACUGGGUGCUAGAAGAUCAGAAGACUUAGUUGAAGUGUGUUUUCGAAAAUUUCUUGUCUCGUAUUUCAUAGCAGUUAUUAAAAAUGAGACUCCUGUGUGAUGUCGUCGCCCUUUUUCUUAUCUUUUGCGCAAGUGACAGCGCUCAUACUGUUCCGAAUCAGAAGAAUAGAGGUGCCAGAUCGACCGUGGAUAAUGUUCUGUUGUUAGACAAAAAAACUGACGAUAGAUUGUCCAUUGAUUUAACCGAUAAACGGAGGAAUGCUUCGAUCGCAUUUGGGGAUAAAGAGGGCGAAGACGAGGAUGAGAGAAUAUUAGUAAAGCCGGAAGAAUUCCGGAAGACGAAAAAGCAGCCGCGAACUUUUCUUGGACCACUAAGUUUGAAUUUUAAAGAUAAGUUGAAUCCGAAACGUGGAAUAAUCUACGACACGCGCGACAGUACUGGUGGUGGCUAUACUAGUGGCUUCAGCUGUUGUGGAUCCAGGUAUGGAAGUUCAAUGUACCCCGAGAGACCUGAAUAUGGCUACAGCGAGUCCUCUGGGGGUGGACGAUAUUCGUUCAGACCAUCAGGACGGCCAAGUGACAGGUAUGGCACACCGAGUUCGAGUCAUCCGUCAGAUUCGUCUGACGGAGAUCGUCGACCUGGUGGUGGUGGAGGAGGAGGAGGAGGAGGAGGUGGUUACGGUGGUAGCCUUGGAGGAUCGUAUCCCUCGAGAUAUGGGCCACCCAGAGGAGGCUACAGUGGUGGAAGUGACGGGGACAGGUAUAACAGUGAUUCUCAUUCAGUCUAUGGAGGUUCAUCGUCGAGCAGUUCAACAGGAUCUGGUGGAUUGUACGGCCGACCGAGUUUUAGCAUAAAUGGACUUGGUAGUUACGAUCCGGGACAUGGAACUGGUUAUGGUGGAAGUGGUUCGAGUAUCGGAAGUGGUUUUGGCGGCGGUGGAUCGAGCAGCGGCCACAGUGGCUAUGGUGGUAUCGGGUCGAAUGACGGCGGCUAUGGUGGAAGUGGACCAGGAAGUUUUGGAGGCAGUGGAUCCGGUGGAUCCGGUGGAGGCGGUUACGGAGGUGGAGGUGGAGGCUACAGUGGCUAUGGAGGUAGUGGUCCGUUUGGUUUUGGAUCAAUGGAUCACGGAUUUGGAGGAGGUGGAGGUUACGGUCACGGAGAAGGAGGAAUGAUGCCGAGUCAAUCUGCUGGCGGAAACAUUCAGACCCAGAAGGCCUUGGCUCUAAAGGCUCUUGCUGGUGUUGCUCUGAUAGGAGCUGCAGCUGCCUUAGCAACGAAUCCAGUGCUCUUGCCUCUGGGAAUUGCUCAUGGAAGAAGGAGACGGUCGGCUGCUGACAAUUUCUGGAAUGAACAUCCUUUGAUGUUAUUGAAGGAGUAUAUUUCCCAGAUACCUAGAAACGAUAUUCAGAAAGAAGAUAUCAUCGUUCUGAGCCGUUUUCUGGCGUCCCGAAAGUGUGUUGCCAGACUGGCCUGUGAAGUACAACGAGAAUACUUUGCGGAACUCGCGCAAUACAAGAACAUUAACGAUAGAGAAAACAGCAUAUACUACAACUUGGAGCAUCGCUUUUUGGAUUUGGUACAAAGCAACGUUUUGAACAACAAUUAUGUCAACGAACAAUUGAAGAAAGAGAUCAAACUGGCCCUAGCGAUUGGUGCCCAAGAAGGAAGAUGUGAAAUUUUUUUGUGCACCUUGCCGAAGGACUGAUAUAUUCUUCAUUGAUUACGCUUCUAAUAAAUUUAAGUGCUCAUUAAAAUAGCUGUAUAGAUACAGUAUUAAACACAUCUGUUCUUGUUUGGUUAUAAUUGUUCACUUGGUGUUGUUCCCCAUACUUUUCCUAAUUACAAAGUAAAUCACCAAUUGAAUAUUACAGGUAUGUGUGUAAAAUUCGGUUCAGCGAAUUCGCCAUAAACCAUGGCUGUCGAAAAAGAACUGUAAAUC